GUUGUUUUAAAUUUUGUAUUUUUAUUAUGAAUAUUUUCAGUUAAAAAUAAAGGUAAAUCUUUAACCUUCAUUGAAUACCUAUAUUCUCACUUUAUGGGUGUUAUGUAAUUUUUGAUUUGUUUGUUUUUAUAUAAUAUAGAUCAACAGUUUUUUUAUUAACGUAUCAAGUUCAGAUUUAUGUUAAAAUUUGUUAAAAACACAAAUUAUAAUUUAUUUUGAAAUUACAAAUUAGGAAAAUUUUCAAUUUAUUAAAACAUGUUUAAUCAAACUUCAUUUAAAUCUAUGUUUUGUUUGCAAUGAUUGUUAAGUACAGAUAAAAGUUUUUGGAGUGAUUUAGAAGGUCAAAAAUGUAAUUAAAAUAACUAGUAAUAUGUUCUGAAGAAUAAAGAUAUAUUAUGUUGAAUUCCUAUUUAUUCUUAAAACAUAAGUAUAAAUAAAUAGUUUCUAUUACUUUUGUAUAAAGAAGUAACAUUUUUUGAACAAAUAUUUUGUUCAAAAAAUACUUAUGACAAAAUUUUAUUUGUAAUUAACUAUUAUCAUAAUUCAUUUACAAAAAAUAUUUGAAAUAAACACAUUUAUUUACAAUUGAAAAUGGGUUUUAAACUUUUUUAAAUGUUGUUUUUUUUUUUUAUUUUGAAACCCUGAACAGAUAUAAAUUCAAUUAAUAUAAUAAUUUUACCUUUCCAAAUACCAAUUUACAACAGUGGCCCACCUAUAGUGCAAAGUAUGUUGGCAUAUUAUUAAUCAGUUGAAUUAUUGUCAAAAUGAUAUUUUUUUUUUAAAUGGAUGUUCAUAAUUUAAAAAUAUUUCACUAAGAAAUAGAUUAGAUUAAUGAAAUUGUUUAAAUUGCAAUUUAUUAUGUUAUUAAUUAUACCUAUUAAUUGAUUUUUCUGAUUUUAACUUUUUUUUGAAGAAAACAUAUUCUGCCACUUCUCUUUUUCAUCCAAGGCCGCUGGAAAAAAAAAAUAAAAAAUAAUGUAGGUAAUACAUACGACAAUUAUUUUAGGUAAUAAUAUAUUCCAUAUUAUAUGUUUUUUGCAAUGUUCAUACAAACAUAUAAUACCUAAUGAUAAAUAAAAAGGGCUGAACAGCAGAACAUAAUUUAUACCAGUGGUUCUUAACCUUUUUAUUUUUUACAAGACAUCCUGAUUUUGAUCUAUGAAAAUAGGGAUACACCUGACCAUGUUAAUUUAGUCAUGCCCUAUUUAUUUUUAAAAAAAUUUCUUAUUUUUAUACUAAAUUACAAAAACGAUUUUUCAUUACUAAUGACUGGAUUUAUAUUUCUCUUAAAAUGCAUAAAAAAAAUGAUUCAAAACAUAAAAAAGACAAAAAAUAAACACUUAAAACAUAUUUAAAAUAACAAAAAUAGGAGAUAGGUUUUAAAACUACCUCUUUAAGAGCUUUAUAUAACAUGUAUGUAGUGUAAGUAAAUUUAGUUUAAUAAGUUAAAACAUUAAAUGGAGACUUUCCCUUUUUAACAAGGAAAAUCCUUCUAUUACAAUUAAAAUACUAUUCUGGGUCAAAUAUUUUUAGGAGUGUUUUUUCCAUUGUAGCCAAGGUGACCUAGAGUAAUCAACAAAAUGGAAACUGAUAUAUCAACAUUUUUUUAUCAGUUUUUAAAUUUUAUUAAAAAUCUAAAUUUUUUAAAAAAAGUAGAACUAUCAAAUACAAAUUUUAGAUCUAUAAAGUACCUAGGUACUUUAUGAAAAAUUGGAACAUUUUUACUAACCAGAAUGUGUUUCCCCAGAAAAAAAAACACAUUUUAGUCAAACUUAUAAUUUUGGCUUCUUUGCUAUAAGUACUCAGAAUUUAAAAUAAAAGUAGGUAUUUUGUUAUAAAAAUCAACUAUAAUAAUAUUUGUGUUAAACAUUACUGACUUUUCAUAUUUUCUGCUUGAAGUUUUUUGAAAUGGUGUUCAAUGCUUGAAUUUGAAAAAUCCUAUAAACAGAAAAUAAUUAAGUAUAAGUACAUGUUUAUACAUUUUGUGAUAAUUAUACCUGACUUAAGAGUAAAAUAAUAUAAUAUGAAUUAGAUUAUAUAGAGUAGUAUAUUAAAUUACAAUUUUAUAUUUAAACAUAAUAUUUUGGAUAUAUUUUAUAUCAUACUCAUGUUGAUAAAAACAUAACAAAAUGUCCCUUAAAUGUUGUUGAUAAAUAAUUGUCAUUUAAAAAAUACCAAAAUUUAGUAAUACAAGUUUAAAAUACAAACCAGACUUGGUUGAAGAAUAUUGUUUGGUGGCAACGUAAAUUCUAAUAAUUGUUCAAUUGCUAUCCCUCUACCAACACAUGUAUUUUUGACUGGUUCGGGAACAAGUUUUGGCUAUUAAAAUAAAUCACAAAGUAUAUUAAUUUUAAGAAUACUUAAUAUGUACCUACACUAAAUUAGCUUGUUCACAUUGAUACAAAUUAAAAUAGUUUUUGUCAUUUACAUUUAAAUUGGACAAUUUAGGUUAAUAAAAUACACUUUUGUACCUCUUUAUCACGCAACGAAAAUUUUUCGGCUGUAUUAUCAGUUCUAUCCUUGAAUCUCAUUUGUUGUCUGUGCGAAUAUGAUUUUUCGGUUUCUUUCAGCUUAGUUGUAGUAGUAGUAUUAUUCGAUUUUUCAGUGGUAUUCAUAUUUAAAAUACUGAAAAAAAAAUACUACCAACCUAUUAUAUAGGUGCAUGUGAUAUUUGAAAUACCUAUUCAUAUUUUGCACUAAACAUGAUGGAUACUUAAUGUGCUUGGUCACUCCUUAUAUCCAGUACAUACUUUUCUCAAAUAAUUACAAUUUCAACAAUCUGCAUUUCAUGACCUAAGUAUUAAAUAAAUCAAUUUCAAAGUAAUAAGUAUAUUUACCGGGAAUGUUAAUUCGAGAAAUGACCAGUAAAAUUAACGAAAUAAGCGUACUAAAUAGGUUUUAUAGAUAUAUACAGUAUAAAUGAUAAAUAUUAAAAAAAAAUUAAUAAAUCACAAACACAACAAUAAUGAAUGAUAUAGUUAAUAGUUAUAAGUAUUUAAAAUCAGAAUCAAAAAAUAAUAAUAAAAACAAUUUCUUGAAUCGCUCGCCAAAUGAAACCGAUUUGUUUAAAUAAACUUAAUUGUUUUGGGGAUAUAGCAUAGUAGUGAAACUGGUAGGAAUAAACUAACCAGAGGGUCCAUCUGACCGAACCACUUCCUUGAGAAUUCAUUUGAAAUUACAAUAAAAAUAUCCAUUGAUUUUUAUUAUAAGUUAUGCAAUUAUGCAAAGUAGAUUAAUACGGUGUAAAUAAAGAAGGCAAACACGGCAUCUUGAAGGAUCGUGUUAUCGCUAUACCACAUUAAUAUCACACAAACCGUAGGAAGGUUAUCUUAUAAAAAAAUCGAUUAUUGACGAGUAUAGAAAUUUAAAUAUUAUUUUAGUAUGUCAUUAAUUUAAUACUACUAUUCUGAAAAUAACAUCGUAUUUCCCAAUAUAUAUACCUUAUUUAUCAAUUUAUCAAUUUUUGAUAUUGAAAUUGCUCUAUCAUGUAACUACCUACGGUAGUUAUAAUAUAUGGUAGAGCUUUAUUUUGUGACAGCGUAACUUAAUCACAUAGUAGUAGCUAAACAUAUUAGUGACAGAGAAACCAACAUGUUCGGAGAACACUAACAUCAAAGUCUGAAAAAUCCUCUAAUUCAAAAUGUACACACAGAAUUUGAUCACAGUUACUAAUUUAUUAAUGUUAGUUACUUACAACGUUUAUUUAAUCUUUACUCGUAACUAUUUGUCAUCCAGACAAGGUUUUAAGUUUUUAAGUUAACACAAUGUAUUUUAAAUUCAUCUUUUUGGGCCAAGUACUAAUAAAUUACAAUAUAUUACAACGUUAUCG
Molecule: messenger RNA, 3829 nt
Organism: Cinara cedri
Lineage: Eukaryota; Metazoa; Arthropoda; Insecta; Hemiptera; Aphididae
Source: the annotation of a GenBank genome assembly